GAUAAGGUUAAUGCCACUUAGUUUUUUUUUUUACCCUUUUUUGUACUGGUGGGUAGCAUUUGUAUCUCCUUAUCUUUAAAAUCUGUAAAUUGACAUAAUAAAGUAGAAAUAUUAAAUGAGAACAGGUUUGAAAUUCAAUAUUUUAUUCGGAGGGAGAAACUAGAAGCCUGUGUUUUCCUUCAUUUACCCAUCUUUGUCUCACCUGCAUAGCAGAGUGAGACUAUACAUGUAGGCGCGGCUUUUCCGGCGGCGGCGUCAACACCAAAUCUUAACCGAAGGUUAACUUUUUGAAAUGACAGCAUAAACUAGAAAGUAUAUGGACCUAGUUCAUGAAACUUGGACAUACAGUUAAUCAAGUAUAACUGAACAUCCUGCCUGAGUUUCAGGUCACAUGACUAAGGUCAAAGGUCAUUUAGGGUCAAUGAACUUAGACCAUGUUGGGGGAAUCAACAUCAAAAUCUUAACCUACAUGUAAGGUUAAGUUUUUGAAAUGUCAUCAUAACUUAGAAAAUAUGUGGACCUAGUUCAUGAAACUUGGACAUAAGGUUAAUCAAGCAUAACUGAACAUCCUGCCUGAGUUUCAAGUCACAUGACCAAGGUCAAUGAACUUUGGCCAAGUUGGGGAUGUUUGUUUAAUUAUAUGUACCAUCAUAACUUUGACAGUUUAUUGGUCUAGUUCAUAAAACUUGGAAAUCAGAGUAAUCGAGUAUCACUGAACAUCAUGUGCAAGUUUCAGGUCACAUGACCAAGGUCAAAGGUCAAUGAACUUUGGUCAUGUUGGGGGUACAUGUAUUUGUUGAAUAACCAUCAAAACUUUGAAAGUGUAUGGAUCUAGUUCAUAAAACUUGGACAUAAGAGUAAUCAAGUAUCACUGAACAUCUCAUGCGAGUUUCAGGUCACAUGACCAAAGUCAAAGGUCAUUGAACUUUGGCCAUUUUGGAGGUUUCUAUUAGAUUGCUGUCAUUACUUUCAAAGUUUAUAGAUGUACAGUAGUUUAUAAAAUGUGGAUAUAGGGGUAAUCAAGUAUCACUGACAAGUCGUAGGUCGCAUGAUCAAGGUCAAAUGUCAUUUAUUGUCAAUAAACGUAGUAUUGUAUCAUUAUAUGAAUGGUGUUUUUUGUGAAAAAUUAUUUUACAGUAGUUUUCAAAGUCAGCACUGCUGCUACCGCGUGAUGCAGGUGAGACUGCCAGAGGCGCUCCACAUGUUUUUUAUUUCAACCCUAACUUGUUCUAAUUUAAAUUAUUAGUCUUUCAGGUUUACUGCAGGAUUGUUGCUUUGAAUAAUAGUUGGCAUGCCGGAUCUCCUGUAAUCUUUCCCUUUGAAUUACUCAUAAAGUACAUGUAAAUAUAUUUCAAACCCUGUUCUCAUUUAAUUAAUUUAUUAAUUUAUCUAUUUUUAUCUGUUUAUGUAUUAUGUAGGCCUGUUUAUUUUUAUUUCAUUUACCAGUAUUUCUUUAUUUCUGUUUUCUUUAGAAAGCAUGUUAAACUGCUUUUUUUAGAUCAUUAUACAGUGUAUGGUAAUGAACAGUAAAAAUAAUAUAAUAGAAUUCAGUCUUAAAUAAAAGUGUUGAUUGUGAUGUUAAAAUUGAAAUAUAUAAUUAGUAACCAUUAUUGCCAUAACCAUUAUUUAUCAGAGGAGAUUGAAAACCUUGAGGUUCAGUUAGAAGCCAGAAAGAAGAGCUUCCAGGCUCUUGAAGCAGAUCACACUACCACCUUGGAUGAGAAGAAGAAAACUGAAGGCAAGGCUCAAGAAUUGAAAAAGAAGGCCAAAUUCAACCAGGAGAAGGUCAAAGAACUAGAGAAUGAACUCAAAGCUAAGGAUGAGCUGUUAAGGCGUAAGACUGCUGAACUGACAAAAGCCUGUGAGAAACAGUAUCGCCUGGAGCAGGAGCUAGCAUUCCAUAAGAUUGACGCCAAGUUUGAACCCCUUCCUGAUAUGGCUUUCAUUGACCAGAUGGAUGGUGGUACACAGGAGAGUGCAUACAUUGGUCAAGCCAGUUUCAAGCGUAAUGAGUUUGCAUCUGAGCAGUACUUGACACCCAGAGGCCAGAAGUUGAGAUAUAACCUCACUCCUGGGAGUGUAGAGGUGGACCCUUCUAUGAAGAGACAACUCAAUCAGACCCUAGAUAUUACCUUAGCAGACAAAGAAAAACUGAUUCAAAGGGGUAUGGAUAUUUCUUUUGUGUUCCAUUUGAUUUUUUUUAUAUGAAUCAAUAUUUUGUUACUUUUCAGACAAAAUUAUAUAGACCCUUGUCUGAACUCUGAUGUAGGGGAGGGGGCCUUAAAGACCCCUCUCUACAUUUUUCACGACUACAAUGUGAGAAGUUCAUCCUGCACUGUUGCAUUAUUUUUAUUUUAAAUUUGCAAUGCCUGGGUAAAAAAAAAGACGGUUUUGAAAUUAAGCAACAUUAAGCGUGACUUUCAUGUACAAAUCAAAUGCAAAUUUUCUGUACAGCCAAAAUUCCUAAUAUUUACAUUUUUAACUGAUUGAAGUGAAUAAAUUUUGUUUUAUAUUGAUCAUGACAUUUCCAUCUG
This is a messenger RNA of Lytechinus pictus (painted urchin), 2534 nucleotides long. Its product is annotated as centriolin-like. The transcript is spliced from 3 exons. Lineage: Eukaryota; Metazoa; Echinodermata; Echinoidea; Temnopleuroida; Toxopneustidae. The coding region runs from base 1576 to 2208 and encodes 210 amino acids. The record is from RefSeq and is a predicted model, not a curated record.